CUCGCUCGCUCUCCCCGUCCGCAUUGCGAGUCGCGCGACUUCGGACUGAACUGCGCGCGGCGGCAAAGUCGAAGGCGACGUCGGGCAGCGAGCGGCACGGGAGGACGACGCGGUGCGCGAAAGGACGCGGAAUACACGGCGUCGCCCCUGACCAGCUUCGGUGUGCAGCGCACCGGUUCGCGCAGGCGAAGAUGCCGACGGGAUUCAGCGGCGUCAUGGAGGCGGACAACCUCGCGCUGGAGCUCGAGGAGCCCAUCCCGACGAAGGCGCAGCUCCCUAACGGACGCGGCGUCUCGAACGUUGCCAACGGAACCACCACCUUCGUCGGUGGUGGCGCCCCCGUGGGUAACGGCAAGCAGAACGGCACCUCGGUGCUGGUCGCCGCUCCCGAGGCCAAGGAGAAGACCAAGGGCGACGGCGUCCUCUACAGAGUUAACGACACUCCACCCUGGUACCUCUGUCUGCUGCUCGGAUUCCAGCACUACCUGACCAUGAUGGGCGGCACGGUGAGCUACCCGUUCCUGCUGGCGCCCUACCUGUGCAUCGCCGAGGACGACCCGGCACGCGCACAGCUCAUCUCCACCAUCCUUUUCGUCUCCGGCCUGGGAACGCUGCUGCAGGCAACGUUCGGCGUGCGCCUGCCCGUCAUCCAGGGCUCGACGUUCGCGCACCUGGUGCCCAUCCUGGCCGUCCUGCAGCUGCCGCAGUGGAAGUGUCCGACGCACACGGAGUCGCACGGGGCCGGCGUCGAAGCGUCGCCCAUCGGCAGCGACUGGCGACCGCGGAUGCUGGAGGUGCAAGGUGCCAUCAUGGUCGCUUCCGUGUUCGAGGUGCUGGCCGGCGCGACGGGCCUGGUGGGCCUGCUCACCCGCUGGAUCACGCCAUUGGGCAUCACGCCCACCAUUGCGCUCAUCGGGCUCUCGCUCUUCCCGGAGGCGUCGCACCACGCCCAGACUAACUGGCCCAUCGCCCUGUCGACUGUCGCGCUGGUGACGCUGUUCUCUCAGUACCUGCGCAACGUGCGCGUGCCCGUGCUGGGCACCAAGCACCGAAAGGAACCCCACCGGCCGCGCAGGAUGGCCUUCUUCUCGCUAUUCCCGAUAAUCAUGACCAUCGGGAUCAUGUGGCUGAUCUGCCUGGCGCUGACCCUCACCAACGCCGUCGGCCCCGAGAGCGCUGCCCGUACGGACACCAAGCUGAGGGCCCUGAAGGAGAGCGACUGGUUCAACGUCGCCUAUCCGUUCCAGUGGGGGCUCCCGACGGUGAGCGUGGGCGCCGUGGUCGGGCUGCUGGCCGGCGUGCUCGUCUCGGUCGUCGAGUCCGUGGGCGACUACCACGCGUGCGCGCGCCUCUCCGGUGCCCCCGCACCGCCCGUGCACGCCGUCAACCGCGCCAUCAUGGUCGAGGGCCUGGGCUCCAUCCUGGCCGCAGCCUGGGGCGCCGGCUGCGGGCUCACCUCGUACAGCGAGAACAUCGGCGCCAUCGGCAUCACCAAGGUGGCUAGUCGGCGGGUGAUCCAAUACGGAGCGGGCAUCAUGCUCGUGCUGGGCAUGGUCGGCAAGGUGGGCGCCCUGUUCGCCGCCAUACCGGAGCCCAUCAUGGGCGGCAUCUUCAUCGUCAUGUUCAGCGUCGUCUCGGCCGUGGGUCUGAGCAGCCUGCAGUUCGUGGACCUCAACUCGUCCCGAAACCUGUUCGUGCUGGGCGCAUCUCUGUUCCUCGGCCUGUGCGUGCCGGACUGGGUGCGCCGACACCCGACGUCUAUCGCCACGGGAAGCGAAGAAGUGGACCAGGUGAUCCGCGUACUCCUCAGCACAAGCAUGUUUGUCGGCGGCUUCGUGGGCAUCUUCCUGGACAACACGGUGCCUGGCACGGCGGAGGAACGCGGUCUCCAUGGCUGGCGCGAGCACGAGUGCGGCGGUGAGGACGCCGGCGACGCCAGCAGGCCGGGAGAGUCCGUCACCGUCAAGGAGUGCUACGAUCCUCCGGGUUCCAGCUUCAUCGCCAACAGGAUCCCCUUCUCUCGGUACCUGCCGUUCAGCCCCAACUUCCGGGGGUUCGGCCGGUAGCCCGUGACCGAGCACUGUUUAUAGUGACUCACCUGCGAGUUGGUGACGGCGCAGUCGAUCGAGACCGAGAAACCAAGUGAUGGGCGCAAGCACCUGCUCCUCCGCAGCAUCCUCACGUUCCCUCUACGGAGAUCGACGUGCCGUUAUGUGAUAUACCGUGACGACAACGAAAUGUCGGGGCCGUGGACCUGGUUGUCCCCAUCGAGACGCAUCACCUGAUCUCGCUCCUGGAACGCUACCGCGAACGGUGUAGAAUACGAGUAGACCUCGGACAUUCAUUCUUUAUACGGACCUCCUUUCAUGUGCGACGCAAAGCUCGUGUGAGUGUAGAAAAUGUGUGGCUCCGCCCACAGGACAAAUUACGUGUGGGAUACGCCUUCUUGUGCAGGGCGUGUUUGAGUGUAUGUGUCUGUGAAUAUGUUGUGCGUAGGUGUGAAUCAUUUUGUGACGUUAGAGACAGCGUUAUUUGCUGGAUUAGGAACAUUUAAAAAAAUAAAUAUGAGCGACUUUGUGAAAGCCGCUUGUUACGGA
Messenger RNA from Dermacentor andersoni, 2597 nucleotides. RefSeq names its product solute carrier family 23 member 1-like. Gene Ontology annotation, cellular component: membrane. The record is from RefSeq and is a predicted model, not a curated record. Gene Ontology annotation, biological process: transmembrane transport. Gene Ontology annotation, molecular function: transmembrane transporter activity. NCBI's taxonomy places the organism in Eukaryota, Metazoa, Arthropoda, Arachnida, Ixodida, Ixodidae.